AUGACUUUGCAGUAAUGUUCAUGCUCAAACUGUAAAACUGUUGCUGCAAUUCUGACUUAAUGUGAAACAAAAAGAGGAACAAUGAGCUAUCUCUUUAUUUGGUUGGCUUGUUCUCCACACUUCAAUUCAGCAUAAGACGUGGCAACUGAUGUUCAGGGAAAGGUUCUUACUCUUCUUAUUAAAAGAAACCUACAAUGAUGAACUUCUCCACGAUGGGCAUCAGAGAUUUAAACAACACUGAUCAUCUUGAGUGUCCUGAGAUGUUUGACUUCAAUACCCUCAGUGGUGUUUUCUUCAUUUUGGUCUUUAUCUUAAGUCUUAUAGCCAAUGUUCUCCUUGUAUGUGUUGUUGUCAUCUAUGAGAAGGUGAAAAAUGUCACAAAUGUCUUCAUCCUAAACCUGGCAUGCGCAGAUUUGCUCUUCACCAUCACACUUCCAUUCUGGGCUGUCUAUCACAUGCACCACUGGGUCUUUGGUGAUUUCGCCUGCAAAUUCAACACUGCUGCGUACUAUGUUGGUGUGUACAGUAGUGUCAUUCUGCUGACUGCCAUGACUGUGGAUCGUUUCAUAGCAGUGGUGCUGCACAACUGGCCAUGCAACCCUGUAAGGAGGCAGAGGUGUGCAAAGGUUUUCUGUGCAGCUGCCUGGAUCAUCAGCAUUGCUGCAUCUGUGAGCGAUGCAAUCAAAGUAAAGGUGGUAGAUUGGGGGAAUAAUGGCAUUGGGUGUGAGGAGGAAUCUAAUGAAGCUGAUGUCAACCUGGCAAAUCAUCUUCAAGUGUUACUGCUCUUCUUCUUCCCAUUUGCCAUCAUAGCUUUCUGCUAUUCUGCCAUCCUCUGGACAGUCUUGCAGGCCUCAAACAGAAAAAGGUACAGGACUGUAGUCAUGGUGUUAUGUAUUGUCAUAGCAUUUUUCAUCUGCUGGGGACCUUACAAUAUUAUGUUUUUGAUUGCAUCUUUUCACGAGUUGAAAGACUGUAAUGCAAGAGAAAAUUUCUCCAUGGCCUUUGAAAUUUUUCGUAUCCUUGCUUUUUCUCACUGCUGUAUGAACCCUCUGCUGUAUAUGCUCUCACAGAAGUUCAGAAGACAUCUCAUGCAACUUUUACGCUGCAACAAACCCACAAGGUAUAUCACCAAGCGAGGCAAUGGCCGGAGCACUUCUAUCUUUCAAAACUUAGCCUUUAGAACACAAAGCUCUACAGUUAUGUCUGAAGUGCCGUCCAAUUAGACAUUCAGCUUUGUAUAACGUAUUCACGUGGUUCAGAAAGUUUGUGUUUAUGUAACGUUAGUUUGAUUUAAAAAAUGAUUUUGCACAUUUCCAUUAAGAAUCUAUGGCUCUGUUUCAAUUUAAAGUUUUUAAUGUGGUAAGUUAAUGACAAAUAUGUAUAGUCAAAAUGAAAAGCAUUUUGUGUGUAUAAUUGUAUGUGGCAAAGCUGUCACCCUUUAACAUACUUUGCCCUUUCAACUGAACUUUGCUUUGUUGUUACUUUGAUAUUUGAAUAAAGUGGAAUCUAAUUUCA
This is a messenger RNA of Labrus bergylta (ballan wrasse), 1515 nucleotides long. The record is from RefSeq and is a predicted model, not a curated record. NCBI's taxonomy places the organism in Eukaryota, Metazoa, Chordata, Actinopteri, Labriformes, Labridae.